AUGGGUGCCGUUACUAUUAAAUCUCUAGACCACUUAGUCCUCACCGUCCGCUCCAUCCCAGACACCGUAACCUUCUAUACGACCCACCUGGGCAUGAAGCAUGAAGUCUUCGCAUCGGCGUUGAACCCCACUAUAUCCAGACACGCUCUCCUCUUCGGAUCCCAGAAAAUCAAUCUCCACGAGUCAGGCAAGGAAUUCGAGCCCAAGGCACAGAAUGUCCAGCCCGGGAGUGGGGAUUUGUGCUUUCUAAGCGACGAGAGUGUCGAGCGGGUUUUGGAGUACUUCAACAGUGCAAAUAUUGAGGUCCUUGAGGGUGGAAAGGUCGUUGAGAGGACCGGGGCACGUGGGAAGAUUAGGAGUGUCUAUGUGCGAGAUCCAGAUGGGAAUCUAAUUGAGUGA
This is a messenger RNA of Aspergillus versicolor CBS 583.65, 399 nucleotides long. Its product is annotated as VOC family protein. NCBI's taxonomy places the organism in Eukaryota, Fungi, Ascomycota, Eurotiomycetes, Eurotiales, Aspergillaceae. The coding region runs from base 1 to 399 and encodes 132 amino acids. The transcript has 3 exons. The record is from RefSeq and is a predicted model, not a curated record.